This is a messenger RNA of Salvelinus sp. IW2-2015, 6561 nucleotides long. Lineage: Eukaryota; Metazoa; Chordata; Actinopteri; Salmoniformes; Salmonidae. The record is from RefSeq and is a predicted model, not a curated record.
AGAGUAUUUAUUUUUAUUUUCAAAAUUUAACAUAGUACACGGUCCUUCGCGACGAAGAACCAAAUAAAGCUAGAAAGAUUUUCUCAAAUAGUUCGAACGUGCAAAUAUUAUCUACGGUGUCACUUGCCUGAUCUAAAGCCCUACCGAAUCCAACUGACAGUAGCGCCGAUCUGCACAUUUUGUCAUCGACGUUGCGCCCAGGCAGAUCAGUUGUUGUCCACGGGAGUAAAGCUGGCUAUGAAUUACUAGCUACUAGGACACCUAUGUAGCUAACGUUAAGCAGCUAAUUAGCCAAUGCUCUAAGAGAAACCAGGGAGUAUUCAGGAGUCUACACCAAGAGCUCUGGAGAAACGGGUGAAAUAGCUAAAUGUCUUUACGCUGAAAAUGGGUGAUGACGUUUGUAAAUAACUAGAACAAGCUGGCCAGAGUAGCUAGCUAGCUUAGUAGUUUGCCAACACAACUGUCAAAGCCAGCUAGAUAGGGAUUUCUUUGCUACCACUAGCUAACGGAUUAUCCAUUGCUAAUGUUAUAGUAAUAACCUUAGUUAAUAGCUAACCCGUGUCAACGCAUAUGCUGAUAGUGAGUUAACUAGCUAGUUGGCUAUUUAGCUAGCUAGCUAUUAUGACAGUCGACACCUUGGUAGCUAGCUAGCUAGCGCCUGGAAAUCGAACGAGGGGGCUCUUCAAUAAGAUAGCUAACUUGUUAACUAACCUAAAUUGACUACGGUCAACCAAUUAUCCAAAUCGAAUAGUUAGCUAGGCGUUAUUGUGGAUAGGUAUUGAUUGCAAACCAAUCGGCACUUGGCUUUCACCACCGGAAAAUGAAGAAGUUCUUCGAUUCACGCCGGGAACUUGCGAGUUCUGGGCCUGGUUCUGGAGCAGGUGGAGGUGGCAUUGGGUCGAGCAGCAGCGUUGGCAGUUUUAUUGGACGGGUUUUCACCAUUGGACGGUAUCAAGUGACCGUUGAUGAAACUGUUGCUGAAGGAGGCUUUGCCAUUGUGUUCCUGGUGCGGACCAACCAGGGGGUGCGCUGUGCUCUGAAGAGGAUGUAUGUCAACAACGAGCACGACCUGCAGGUCUGCGAGCUGGAGAUCCAGAUCAUGAGGGACCUCGUGGGCCACAGGAACAUUGUGGGUUUCCUGGACUCCAGUAUAACUGCAGUGGGAGCAGGAGAUGUCUGGGAGGUCCUCAUCCUCAUGGACUUCUGUCGUGGUGGUCAGGUGGUGAACCUGAUGAACCAGCGUCUGCAGACAGGCUUCACUGAGGCAGAGGUGCUGCAGAUCUUCUGUGACACUUGCGAGGCCGUGGCCUGCCUCCACCAGUGCAAGACGCCAAUCAUCCAUCGAGAUCUCAAGGUGGAGAAUAUCCUGCUCCAUGACCGGGGACACUAUGUGUUGUGUGACUUUGGCAGUGCCACCAACCGCUUCCAGAACCCUCAGACAGAGGGCGUUCCGCUGGUGGAGGAGGAAAUCAAGAAGUACACUACUCUGUCAUACCGAGCCCCAGAGAUGAUCAACCUCUAUAAUGGCACGGUCAUCACUACAAAGGCAGACAUCUGGGCUAUGGGCUGCCUGCUUUAUAAGCUGUGCUACUUCACCCUGCCGUUUGGGGAGAGCCAGGUGGCCAUCUGUGAUGGCAGCUUCACUAUUCCAGAUAACUCCCGCUAUUCCCCGGACAUGCACUGCCUCAUCAGAUACAUGCUGGAGCCUGACCCUGAGAAGAGACCAGAUAUCUACCAAGUGUCCUACUUCUCCUUCAGGCUGGCCGGGAUAGAAUGCCCCAUCCAGAACGUACAUAACUCCCCUAUUCUUACAAAACUCCCCGAACCAAUCAGAGCCAGCGAAGCUGUGGCCAAAAAAAGUCAAUCCAAAGCCAGGCUCACAGACCCCGUCCCCACAAUGGAGACCUCCAUCGCACCCCGUUCACGCCCCAAAGCUGGAGGGACCCAGCCCAUCGGCAUCCUGCCCAUCCAGUCAGCCCUCACCCCACGCAAGAGACCCAACAUGGCUGCAGGAGGGCCCCAGCCCAUAGGUGUUUUAGCUGCCGCACAGCCUGCUGCUGCUGUCCAAUCAGUUCAGCAGGCACUUGCUGCACAGGCCACAUCCCCACUGGCUCAGACCACCUCUUCGCAACCCAUGGCCACGCCCCAGCAUCAGCAGGGUCUCUUCAUGAAGCAGCAGGCAGCCGCCUUUUUCAGCCCACAUCAGCAAGUCAACCAGCAUCAACUGGUGCAGACCCUCUACAAACGGCAGCAGCCUCCCAUGCCAGCCCCCCAGAGCUCUGUGGCUAUGCAGCCCAAAGCUAGUCCUGUUGCUCCUCUGCAGCCACCAGCCGGCCCUGUGCCCCCCUCCCCCCAAACAGCAGCUCCCCCUCAGCCUGCAGCCACAGGACCUGUGGCACCUGAUUCCGACUCUGACUGUGACUCUGAGCCCACGCCUCUGGCAUCUGGCCGUGGGCUCCACAAGGUUGGCUCCCUGACGCCCCCCUCCUCCCCAAAGAUGGGUCCCCGGGGUGGCCACAGGCGCAUACUGAGCGAUGUCACCCACAGUGCUGUGUUUGGGGUCCCAGUCAGCAGGUCCACCCAGCUACUGCAGGCGGCUGCAGCCGAGGCCAGCCUCAACAAGUCCAAGUCAGCCAGCACCACCCCCUCUGGCUCCCCCUGCUCCUCCCAGCAGAGUGUGAACCAGCCAGGUGAGGGCGGUGCCCAGACAGCUCCCUUUGCACCGACUGGCAGCUGGAACCCGUUUGGUGACGACAACUUCUCCAAGCUCACUGCUGAGGAGCUACUCAACAAGGAUUUUACCAAGCUGGUCGAGACUACAACAGGGGAGAGGGCCAGCCUCUCCACAGAGAACCUCAUUCCAGGUCUGCAGCCUGUCUCUGCUGCUGGUGCUACAGGCAAGGCUUUCCCAGCUGAGAGAUCUGCUGACAUCCUGAGUUUGGAUGCAGGCUCAGAGAUGUUGAGUGGCCCGGACCCCUUUAACACACUCUCCCUCUCUGACACUCCAGAGAAGCUGAUUGAGGGACUGAAGUCCCCUGAGACUUGUCUGCUGCUCCCUCACCUUUUGCCCCUGGCUGACCCCUUCAGCAGCUGUGGAGAGGGCAACAGCAAUGCAGCAGCUAAGGCUGAUAUGUAUGUGGACUCUCUGAUCCUGGGUCUGGACACAGCCUCAGCCAGCCUGCCAGACCCUCUAGCUGGGGAGGACACUCUGSUGGGCUGCUCUCUGCUGUCUCACACCUCCACCCCUGGGGCUCAAACUGUCUGUGUACCUCCAUCCUCCUGCUCUUCUGCACCCGCAGGCUCUGCCUCCUGUCUGGAUGAGCUGGCUCCUGUCUCAUUUGGCACUGCCCAAGCACCUGCUGACUCUGCUUACCUCAUUGUCGGGCUUCCAGCCCCGAGGCUGGGGAGAAGGGCACUGAGGACGAGUUUGACCCCAUCCCUGUGCUCAUCAAAAACACCAACAACCAAGGUGGUCACUCGCGCAGCAACAGUGGCAGUUCAGAGUCCAGCAUCCCCAACAUGGCCCGCUCCCUUCUGCUGGUGGAUCAGCUCAUCGACCUCUAGGGGGGUUGGGAGAGCGAGGUCGAAGGGGUAGCGUGCAAUCGUAACACAUAGGGGAUGGAGAGGGGGCAGCAGAGGCACUUCUGUAGCACCUUGCGAGGUGAAAUGGACUAGUGAAAACUUUCUCCGGUGUGCCUCCUUGCCCCCACCUCCAUCUCUUGCUUGCCUGAUACAAUGGUGGCCGUUGGUGUAACAACUUUGCAUUAACCACCCACCCUGACACAUUGUCUGCUUCUGUCUUGGCUGCGCUAUGGUCAUUAUCACGCUUUCAUCAAUCUGUCAACAUUCCUAAUUGUCCUUCCAUGCAGAUUCAACCCCACCUCAUGCACAUACUGCCUGGCUUGCCCAUAACCCGAUUGUCUUUGCUGGGUUCUACAAUGUUUGAUCACUUAUACAAUCCACCCCUGGCAUACCUAUUUGUCACAGGUCUGACCAUGUAACACAACAGUACACUGCUUCUAUCUCUCUUGGUUAUCUGUAUGCACUCUUCCUGUAGCAGCUAUGACCAUGUAUAGUCUAUAGAGCAAAGCAGUUGCCCUUAAGAAAAGCAUAUGCUGACUGAACUAUCCAGAGCUGCUUGCAUUGGGCAUACAGGGGAGACUAAUAAUGACGAUAAGCUGUCAGUCCUUGGUCUUCUGCUGUGUGUUUAACUGUUAUCAAACUGCUGUGAUCCACUGCUGCCCCCUGGGAAUGUUUGGCUGUCUGUUGCAAAUGUUGUAAGAUGUCUGCCAUUGCGCUUGUGCAACGUGCACCAUUACGGUAGACAUCUGAUCUCUACAGGCGUCGCCAGCUACCCCCAAACUGGCGCUGAUAUUCAGGUCUGCUACAACAACCAUCUCCUUUACUGUGCAACCAUGUUUAUCUUGGCUGUGUUUUACGUAAGAGCUACAAUCUGUUUAUCUGAAGGUUUCCUGGGAUUAUUGUUCCUGUGCUGUGAAUUUCCUGUAGUCCUCCUUUAAGAUUAUAUUGAGCUGGUCCAUUUUUUCCCUCCCACUAUGCCCUUAAGUCUAAGAAUUGUCUCGAAAGGUUGAUGCAAUCGUGGUAUUAUUCUAAAUGUGUGUGAUUCAUUUGGAUGCCCUUGUCUUUUGGUUAUGUGUAUUCCAAUAAGAGCUUUUAUUGGGUUUAUUUGGGUUUGUUUGUUUCUAUUCUCAGGCCCAUUGGCAAGGUUAGCAGCUGUAAAUUCAGAGGCUGCGAUAGAAAAGAGUGCCAUAUUGAGCAGGGGAAUAAGACUCGCAGGUACAACAGAACUGUGCAGUGGUUGUUUAAUGAGUCGGUUGAUAUUCACCAGUGAGCCAGCAGAGCGAGAACUAGGUGCAGCUUGGGUUUUGUCUGUCUGCUUGUGUUGCGCUGGUGUAGCCAUACAGUACAGGCAAUCAAUUUCUCUAUUUGUUCCAUGUGCCUCUGUUGCACAUGUUCAUAAUCAUUCAUAUCCACCUCCCUUUUGUCUGAUCUGCCCAUCCAUACCACACACACACACACACACACACACACACACACACACACACACACACACACACACACACACCUUGAUGUUGCUUGCCUAUGAUGUAAUGUCCAACUUAAAUCUGGACAAAUCCAUUCCCCACCAACUCUUAUGUAUAUAAUACCACUGUUUCAAUGUCCUCAUUCUCCCUUUAAAAAUGUACUUUAACUACUACUUUCAAAGUGUUUUAAUAUUWAAAAAAUAUAUAUGUUAUGAAUAAAUGUGACUAUUGAUAGUACUAUAGAAUGAAUGUAUGAAGUGAGUCAAUAUGAAAUAUAUAAAGUUCAUAACAAGUACAUAUACUUGAAUGAAAAAAAUGUAUUUCUGUGUAUUAUUUAUGAAGCUGUAUUUAAGAUUACUACCAUCCUGUCCCUCCAUUUUGUCCACAGUAUUUUUGUCUAUCCUUCUUGGUCUUGUGGAAGACUAUUUUAGCAUAGGGAAGCAACUAGCCCCAUGGUUUUAACUAUCUUAACUUGGUUGUGUUCUGAGGAUAGCUCUGUGCUUGUUACUUACUGUACCUUAUUGGGGUAUUGUCAUCACACAUCAUCCCUGGUUUUGACUUUUUUCUUGAAUUUUGAAUUUUUCUCUGAGCUGUAGUUUAUUUAAUAGCUUGAAGGGAAUAUAUUUCUUCCACCUCAUAGAGCCCUCCCUCUGAAAACAGGGUUUAUGACGGAAGGGUCUUCCUGACAUCUCUGUCCCUUAUUUUCCUCCUUUACUGUUAGCUUAUGUUAUACAUUUAGGGGUUAUCUAGCUUACCUACUUACAGUGCAAUUUGUAUAAUUUGUUGGAAACAGAACCAAAAUUUGUCUUGACUCCUCUUUAUCCUCCUCCCAGCAAGCAUAAUCAGUGGAUGUGAUGCACUACAUUGUACCCAACCUUGAUUGAUCUUCUGAGGCAUAUCAAAAUGAUACAGUAUUUCAGAAACUGAAAUGCAACCCGUAUAAUGCAUGUCAAAAAGUUUUGUUUCCAUACUUGGAAAGUAUACAAAGUAAAAUGAUACAUUUCCGUUGAUGUUACUGCUAGUAUCUUUGAGAUAAACAUUGUUUUACCCCUCCUCACCAAACCAUAUAUUGUACAGUAAGUUUUAGAAAUUGGCCUAUGGAAUCUGAAGUGUAUGGACAGAUAAUCAGUAAAGCUACUCUUGUUUCAUUUUUAUUCAUUUUUCUCUCUGAUCUACUUGUUGUACAGUUCAGUCUUCUGCAGGUUUUAGUGUAGCUAACCUAUGCAAUUCUACAGUAGUGCUCAUAUUGUUCUUAGACACCACAGUGCUGUAUUCAGUAGAGGUCUAGCCUUGCCAGUAGAGUUUUAAAUUGUGUUGCUGUGAAACGGAUGUACCUACUGUGUUUGCUAGGGGAAACGGUGACAAGUAUAAUUUGAUAAAAUGAAAACUGUUGAAAUGAACAAACAGCAAAUGUUAAUAUGUGAAAGCAAAGAGUUAUCUAGUGUGUACCUUCUAUUUUUAUGAAAUAAGAAAAAAAAGAAACCAAAGGGACCUUAAAUAAACAUGUAAACGUGGA